This is a messenger RNA of Entamoeba invadens IP1, 324 nucleotides long. RefSeq names its product tyrosine kinase, putative. The annotation marks the transcript as partial. Gene Ontology annotation, biological process: protein phosphorylation. The record is from RefSeq and is a predicted model, not a curated record. Lineage: Eukaryota; Evosea; Mastigamoebida; Endamoebidae. Gene Ontology annotation, molecular function: ATP binding; protein kinase activity. The transcript has a single exon.
ACAUUCACUAAGGGUAUUGGAACACCGACUUACAUGGCUCCUGAAAUUUUGAUGAAAGAAAAAUACAAGAAAAAUGCUGAUGUAUUUUCAUUUGCAAUUACCAUGUUUGAGUGUUUUGGAUGGUGCGAAGCUUACACAAAAGAUUUGUUCAAAUUCCCAUGGAAAAUAGCCGAAUAUGUCAUCGCUGGAAAUCGACCAAUACAAAACAAAAAUAUUAAGGACAAUCAGUAUGAAUUGAUUUGUGAGUGUUGGAAACAAAAUCCUAUUGAAAGGAUAACAAUUGAAACAAUAAUUCAAAAACUUGAAACAUUGAAAGAUAAUUAA